AUGAAUAUCCCGCCGACACAUAGACAAACAGGAAAUACAAAUACAAAUUGGAUUGUUGUUGUUUUUAGAUUUAAAAUGUAUUUAGACAACCAGCAAAAAUGGGAGUCAGCACCAGCAUGGAGAUACAUUGAUAUCUACCUUGACCCAAAGGAUCCAGUCAGUGAUUCCACCGCAUGGAUUCUUCAAGUCAACACGUUCACCGUUAAUGGUGAUGUUACGAGACUGGCAAACGAACCAAACAAUCAUUAUCACACCACUAUCGAAGCUUUAAUUCCAUUUACAAUGAGUGCAACCAUCAACGUUUGUUGGGAAAAAUAA
Molecule: messenger RNA, 318 nt
Organism: Cavenderia fasciculata
Lineage: Eukaryota; Evosea; Eumycetozoa; Acytosteliales; Cavenderiaceae
Exons: 2
Coding region: 1-318 (105 amino acids)
Source: RefSeq, a predicted model, not a curated record